Molecule: messenger RNA, 1304 nt
Organism: Rana temporaria (common frog)
Lineage: Eukaryota; Metazoa; Chordata; Amphibia; Anura; Ranidae
Gene: MRI1
Product: methylthioribose-1-phosphate isomerase 1
Exons: 6
Coding region: 45-1109 (354 amino acids)
Molecular function (GO): S-methyl-5-thioribose-1-phosphate isomerase activity
Source: RefSeq, a predicted model, not a curated record
AGACACGUGGUCAUAGGCCGGAGAGAGGAAGCGCCGUGCUCGCCAUGUCUCUGGAGUCGGUGCGGUACAGCCGGGGCUCCCUGCAGGUCCUCAAUCAGCUACUGCUGCCGCACACCAGCCAGUAUGACCCGGUGAGCGGAGUGCGGGAAGGAGCCGAGGCCAUCAGGACCAUGAAGGUCCGCGGAGCUCCAGCCAUUGCCAUUGUGGGCUCUCUGAGCCUGGCUGUUGAGCUUUCCUCCCGCCCCCCGAAGCAGGUUUCCGAUCUUCUCACCUUCGUUCGGGAGUCCAUGGAGCUGUUGGUGGGAGCCCGGCCCACUGCUGUCAAUAUGAAGAGAGCAUCCGAUGAACUGAAUUCCUUUCUGGCUGGGGAGGCCGAGAAGCCGGGGGUCACAGCCCAGGGGCUGACUGAGAGUGCCAUCCAAUGGGCAGAGUCUCUUCUAAAACAAGAUGUGAAAGACAAUCAAAUGAUCGGAGAUCUGGGAGCUCAGCACAUCCUGGAGACCACCCAAGCACCUGGCGGUGUCUGUAUAAUGACCCACUGCAACACGGGGUCCUUGGCUACUGCUGGUUAUGGCACAGCUCUAGGUGUGAUACGCUCGCUCCACUCCCUUGGCCGUCUGUCUAAUGUCUUCUGCACAGAGACUCGUCCCUAUAAUCAGGGCUCCCGACUCACGGCCUAUGAGUUGGUGUAUGAAAAGAUGCCGGCAACUCUCAUCACAGACAGCAUGGCAGCGGUCACCAUGCGAGAGCGGCAUGUCAAUGCUGUUGUGGUGGGAGCCGACCGAGUGGUGGCCAAUGGGGACACGGCUAAUAAAGUUGGAACAUACCAGUUGGCCAUCACUGCCAAGUAUCAUGGAAUACCCUUCUAUGUGGCCGCACCUAGCACAUCAUGUGACCUCAGUCUUCCGACAGGAGCCAGCAUCGUGAUCGAGGAGAGGCCAAGCCAUGAGCUGACCGACAUUAAUGGCGUCCGUGUGGCAGCUCCAGGUAUUGGAGUUUGGAACCCAGCAUUUGAUGUCACUCCUCAUGAGCUGAUUACUGGAAUAAUCACAGAGAUCGGAGUCUUCAAACCAGGGGACCUUAAAGCUGGACUGAGCCGUGGUCUUUAAAAAUGUUCUAUAGUGUAAUAAAAUAAUCCAGUGAAUGAAGAGGGCGAGGCAACAUGGGGGUGCAACGGGUUUAACUGACAUUCCAAUCAUCUCUGAAACGUAACGUUUUUGUAAAUCCUUACAUUCUGCAUACCAAGUGAAGUGACUGGCCGGAGGUGAUACACAGAGAUUAAACAAACCCUUCUACAUAAGUUG